This is a messenger RNA of Mugil cephalus (flathead mullet), 1428 nucleotides long. Its product is annotated as GTP-binding protein REM 2-like. The transcript is spliced from 6 exons. Bases 130 to 1038 code for a protein of 302 amino acids. Gene Ontology annotation, molecular function: GTP binding; calcium channel regulator activity; GTPase activity. Lineage: Eukaryota; Metazoa; Chordata; Actinopteri; Mugiliformes; Mugilidae. Gene Ontology annotation, cellular component: plasma membrane. The record is from RefSeq and is a predicted model, not a curated record.
GGGGAGACUGUGAGAGACGUAAACUGGGUGAGUGAGAGAGGUAGAGAGCACGCGAGGGAGGGAAGAGAGGGCGAAAGAAACACACCGUGCUUACUUUGUAGCGGCCGAUAGCCACCUGACAGUUUGCAGAUGCCGACAGAUGUGCCCCAAGACAGGCUCAACAACGAGGACAAUGCGACUAAGUGUGACAGUAUGACUCUGUCCAGCACCCCAAAUGUUCGCAGAGGAAGUACUCCUCUGCCAAUUAAGCACCAGCUCAGGCGUGAAGAAGCCGUCCAUGAUGACUGCGACUGGACAUCAGGUGCAGCGGGACCUUCUGCUUCACCAAUCAGUUUCAGCCCUGCCAUGGAUGACACCCUGGCUGUGGCUUUGGAGGGCAGACACGACGGGCCCUUAAGGAUCGCCCUGCUGGGGCAGAACGGCGUCGGGAAGUCGUCUCUGGCCAUCGCCCUCGCCGGGGACAUGGACAGGACUGCGUCGGUGGAUUCCGACGGGGAGGGUUAUGUGCGCACAGUCACAGUGGAUGAUGAGGACAGCACCAUCAUUAUCUAUGACAACUGGAGACAGGACCUGUCGGCUCUGCAGUGCGAGGUGUGCGUCCUGGUGUUUUCAGUGACUGACAGGCGCAGUUUUCACCGCACUGCCCAACUCCGACUCCUCCUGAGAGAGACUCAGCCCCAAACUCCCAUUAUCCUCGUCGGUAAUAAGUCUGACCUCGUUCGCAGGCGUGAAGUCACCGCUCAAGAGGCCGUGUCGAGCGCCGCACUCUUUAACUGCCUGUAUCUGGAGAUCUCUGCCUCCCUGGAUCACCGUACCCCAGAGCUUCUGGAUUGCGCAGUGCGACUAGCCAGGGGCCAGCCCCCCUGGCCUCCGGGCAGCAGCGCGGAAGACAUGAGCGGAGGGGGCCAACGUGAAAGCAUCACCUCACGUGCCAAACGUUUCCUGUCCAGCCUGGUGCCCCGCUACCCACGGGAGCGAGAAGCGGGCAAGUUCCUCAGGCAGAAGUCUCGCUCGUGCCACGACCUGGGGGCGCUGUGAUCACCCACCGGCAGGAGUUUAAUGGUUAGGUUGUGAGCAGAGAUAGCUGUAAGUAAUGUAGUGUACCAACAAAGAGAGGAAGAGGGAGUGAUACAGCAAUUAGUGGAGGGGAGAGGAGGAUCCGGAGUAAUAACAGGACGGUGGUGGGGGGUGAUCAUCGCAUCCAGCAGAGGGAAACAGCCACAGUGACAACAAAAGUUAGUGAUGAUGUUUACUGAUUAGAUUAGGUGAAAUUUUGUACACAACACGGAAAAAGGAAAAAAAUGAAAUACUGUUGUAGAAAACGUGUAAAUAAUCUGUAGUAGUGAUACUUAAUUGCCGCCCGCAUAGCUUUGAGAGCAAAUAAAAUGCCUUUUUGAGUCUGGAGAAUAAAACGUAUUGAUGUUAUUA